Messenger RNA from Cavenderia fasciculata, 2466 nucleotides. RefSeq lists its product as uncharacterized. The transcript is spliced from 3 exons. Lineage: Eukaryota; Evosea; Eumycetozoa; Acytosteliales; Cavenderiaceae. The coding region runs from base 1 to 2466 and encodes 821 amino acids. Gene Ontology annotation, molecular function: chromatin binding. Gene Ontology annotation, biological process: mitotic sister chromatid separation; meiotic chromosome condensation. The record is from RefSeq and is a predicted model, not a curated record. Gene Ontology annotation, cellular component: condensin complex; nucleus.
AUGGUAUCAACUAGUCAAAAAGAUCAAGAUUCAUCAAUGUCCCAAUCAAUAGUGGAAUUUGAAUCAAAAUAUUCAAAACUUUUAACACCUUUAAAAGAAUUGGCAGAUAAUUGGAACAUCGAUAUAUCUGCAGAAUUGGAAGAUUAUUUACAAGAUUUGACAUCGGUCACAUUCACAUUUGAUGGUAGUGGAAAGAAGUUUAGUUUUGCAGAAGCUGCAUUGGUAAUUCAAGGAUCUGCUGUUGUCUAUAGUAAAAAAGUAGAAUAUUUGUAUAGUUUUAUUUACCAAACUCUUGAACAUUUACAAUCAAAGAGAAAGAAACAUAAUUCCUCAAUAGAUAGUCAAGGAAAUGAUCGUGAUACCAAAGUAAAAGAUACAAUACAAUCUGAUUUCUUUGAAGAUCUAGAAGGUACCUUGGAGGAAUCUGAUAAUAUAGAUCUCGAUGACCAAUUAUCUUCUUCUUCGACGAUUGCUAUCACUGGUGCCGAAGAUCAAGUUGACAAUAUGGCACAAGGUGACUACGAUGAUGACAACAACAACAACAACAACAAAAAUAACAACAAAAACAAAGACAGAUCAGAAAGACGCAGAACUCUCAAAAAUCAAAAUUUUGAUUAUGACCAUGCUCAACUAAACGCAUAUCACUCAAUAAUCAUGAACGAAACACCAUCAACCAAUUCAUCCAACUCGGCAUCUGAUAAUAUGGCCAAAGAAAGUAGUGUAGGUACGAGUAACCCAAAUGACGCCACUACAAGCAAAUCUACAUUUAUGAUGAACAAGAGCAGAGUAACAAAAGAUGGAGCUCUCAGUCUUGGAGUAAGCUUGGGAUCAGAUUUGGAUCAUUUUGAAUCUCUUGGUCAAAUAACAGACAAAGUGGCAACUGGUUCAAAGAAGCAAAAAUCGUCUGAUGAGUCACUAGAAAAUAAUGGGAUUGGUAUUGCCCCAGAUAUUGAAAAUGAUUUCAACAACAACAACAACAUAGAAAAUAAUAGUGACAGUUUUCCAAAUGAUAUCCCUAAUGGAGGGGAUGACCUAACGGACAAUUUGGUGGUAGACACCCAAAUUGUUGAAGAAUCAGAUGACGACAAUGGUGAUAUUUAUGGUAAUGAUGACUAUGGUGGCCAUGAAACAAGCGACGACCCCCCAAGUGAUGUUGGAGAAGAAGAAAAGGCAAAAAACAACAAAAGACAGGAAAAAGAAAAGGAAAUCGAGAAACUAAAAUCAAAGAUCAAAGCAAUUGCAAAUCCUUGGUUAUUAUUGGACCCACACGAAGAAUCUACAGACGAAAAGCCAUUUAAAAGAGGAAAGGCCUUCUCGCUCCCCGUUCACAGAAAAGGACCCAACCUAUCCUCGAGCAAACAAUCAGAAAUCCAAUUCAAGUCGGGAGAUUUAAUCAUAUUUCCAACAGAAACAUUGGCACUGAGAGGGAACUUUUUCAAAGAUUUAUCCUAUCUCUACCAAAAGAAUAUCAAUCAAUCAAGAGGUGCUAGAUUGGCUUUAAUUCAUCAAGUGGAACGAGCAAACAGGAAAACUCAAGACCAGGAUCAAUCUGCUAGCACCAAUGUGACAGAACCAUCUGGUCAUCAUGAUGAUACUGGCUUGGUAGAUGACUACCUCAUUGAUGAGGCAGAGGAAGAAUACAAUAACAAUGAUCAUGGUGGAAUCGAUAGUGAUUCUGAUGAUGGCGGCGGUGGACUGGAUAUAGCAGCAGGAGAGAAUGGUUAUGAUGGGGAUUCGGAUUUGCCAUCUUAUGAUUUCAGUAGAAUUUCAACUACAGGAGAGGAUGAUUUUGGCAAUAGAUAUUACGAUACAGACUACACUAGUAGCGGUAGUCCUGAAAAAUCGUAUGAAGAAAUGUGCAAAGAGUAUAUUGGAAGCUAUUUGGAUAGUGCAAAACAACUUUUACAAGAGACUGCACUCAUGCAAAGAUUAAAUCAAUGGAAUAACAAAAUCAUCCCCCUUCUCGAAGAACAAUCGUCCCGUCCACCAUUUGACAUCCAAUCAUAUAGCACUGGUAUAGUGUCAAAGGCUUCAUCCAUUUUCAAAGAUAAAUGUCACAUGGACCAAGAAGACAAGCUGACAGACGCUACUAUUGGCGAAAAAAACAAAGAAUUGAAACAAGAUUCCCUCAUUUCCUUUAAAGAAUUGGUUGGACAAGAAUAUUCUGGCUAUGAAAUAUGCAGAAAGUUUGCAAGUUGUUUGCAAUUGGCAAAUAGUGGAAAUUUGGAAAUCAUUAGCAACAAAACAAUGGACAAUCUUUCCUUUCAUCUUUUAUCAAAUACACCAAAACAUGGACACGAAAUUGGAGACUUUACAGAUUAUCAAGACGAUGAUGAUUCAACUAAAAAAAUCACAAAAAAUAAGGAGUCAGAGUCAGAGAAAGAGUCAGAUUCUGAAUCAGACUAUGAAUCAAAACCAAAACCAAAACCUAAAAAGAAAAGGCAACCAUUAAAAAAAAAGGACUAA